AGAACAAGAGAAGCGCUGCGUCAUCACGUCAUGUUGAAGGGAAAAAAUAAUGGCGGCUCUUGUAAUGGGAUGGGAUAGUGCAUGUAUGAGAUAAAUCUUUAUGAAAAAAAUUAAUCCGUUAGAAUAACCAAGGUGUCAACGUAACAAGUCAGAAUGGCUCACCGAUACCUCCGCUUGUCAAGAGGUGGCAGGAAUCUAUUCAAAAUGUUGCUGCCUCCAAACGUCAGAACAACUCACGUUAACGGUGCACGACUGGUCUCCAGCCAAGCAGACAGCCAGAUAGUACUUGAAAGGAGGACUCUGUUUGAACAUGUGUUAGGUGCCUAUCAAAGACUCUGCUCCAAACCACCAAAAGGAUUUGAAAAAUAUUUCCCCAAUGGUCCGAAGACUGCGCCGAAGAGCAGUGAAUCCAACCCAACCAGUGGAGAAGCCAAAGAGGCCAAGCCAACUACCAAUGCACAGAAGGCCACUGGUAGAUCUAGUGGAGGAGGAGGAGGUGGGGCCUCAGGCGGAGGAGGAAAAAGGGGAGGCAGGAAGGAUGAGUCCCAUUGGUAUAGCCGGCUACAAAAGGGUGACGUGCCAUGGGACGAUAAGGAGUUCCGUAUGUACUUCCUGAGUGGGGCUGCAUUUUGGACCAUGGUUACAUAUUUCUUUUUUUUACGGGAAGGCGGGAGAGAGGUCACUUGGAAAGACUUUGUCAAUAACUACCUCUCGAAAGACGUCGUUGACAGAUUGGAAGUAAUAAACAAGCGCUAUGUGAAAGUGGUAUUUACACCUGGAAAGACUCCAGUUGAUGGACAAUACGUGUGGUUCAACAUCGGCAGCGUGGACACGUUUGAGCGGAACCUAGAGACAGCUCAGUAUGAGAUGGGUAUCGAGGGGGAGAACCGUCUGCCAGUGGUGUACUCCGCUGAAAGCGACGGGUCGUUCCUGCUCAGCAUGCUGCCCACCGUGCUCAUCAUCGGCUUCCUGCUUUUCAUGCUGCGACGGGGGCCAGCAGGAGCUGGCCGACCGGGCGGCCGGGGCAUGGGAGGACUAUUCAGUGUCAGCGAGACAACGGCCAAGGUGUUGCGCGAUGAGAUCGACGUGAAGUUCAAGGACGUGGCAGGCUGCGAGGAGGCCAAGCUGGAGAUCAUGGAGUUUGUCAACUUCCUCAAGAACCCCAAGCAGUACCAGGACCUGGGUGCCAAGAUCCCCAAGGGGGCUAUCCUGACGGGACCCCCUGGCACAGGGAAGACCCUGCUGGCCAAGGCCACCGCCGGAGAGGCCGACGUCCCCUUUAUCACCGUAAAUGGCUCAGAGUUCCUGGAGAUGUUUGUGGGCGUGGGCCCCGCCAGGGUUCGAGAUCUGUUUGUCAUGGCCCGUAAGAAUGCCCCUUGUAUCCUCUUCAUUGACGAGAUUGACGCAGUAGGGCGCAAGCGAGGCAGAGGGAACUUUGGUGGCCAGAGCGAGCAGGAAAACACCCUCAAUCAGCUGCUGGUCGAGAUGGAUGGGUUCAACACGGCAACCAAUGUAGUAGUGCUAGCAGGUACUAAUAGACCUGACAUCCUGGACCCUGCACUGAUGAGGCCCGGACGCUUUGACAGACAGAUUUACAUUGGUCAUCCUGACAUUAAAGGCAGAUCAUCCAUAUUUAAAGUGCACUUGAGGCCUUUGAAAAUGGACGCAGAGAUGGACAAAGAAGCUCUCGCCAGGAAAAUGGCUGCCCUCACCCCAGGCUUCUCAGGUGCUGAUAUUGCCAAUGUGUGCAAUGAAGCCGCGCUGAUUGCUGCUCGCCACCUCGCGGACUCGAUCAACCAGAAGCACUUUGAGCAGGCCAUCGAACGUGUGAUCGGAGGUCUGGAGAAGAAGACUCAGGUCCUGCAACCUGAGGAGAAAAAGACUGUAGCUUACCACGAGGCAGGGCACGCUGUGGCAGGCUGGUACCUGGAGCACGCUGACCCUCUGCUCAAGGUAUCUAUCAUCCCCAGAGGCAAAGGGUUGGGCUAUGCCCAGUACCUACCAAAGGAGCAGUACCUAUACACCAAGGAGCAGCUGCUGGACAGGAUGUGCAUGACGCUGGGUGGCCGCGUGUCUGAGGAGAUCUUCUUCGGUCGCAUCACCACGGGGGCCCAGGACGACCUCCGGAAGGUCACCCAGAGUGCAUACGCCCAGAUCGUGCAGUUUGGCAUGAAUGACAAGGUGGGACAGGUGUCCUUCGACUUGCCCCGGCAGGGCGAGAUGACCCUUGAGAAGCCCUACAGCGAGGCCACGGCGCGCCUCAUCGACACGGAGGUACGCAAUCUCAUCCGAGAGGCGUACGAGCGUACCCACACCCUACUGGCUGAGAAGAAAGGCGAUGUGGAGAAGGUGGCGCAGCGUCUGCUGGAGAAGGAGGUGCUGGACAAGAAGGACAUGGUGGAGCUCCUGGGGCUGCGGCCGUUCGCUGAGAAGUCCACCUACGAGGAGUUUGUGGAGGGCACGGGGGGCAUGGAUGAGGACACAUCCCUGCCUGAGGGCCUCAAGGACUGGAACAAGGAGCGAGACAAGGAGGAAAGCACAGAGGAACAGGUUGCCCGACAGAUCUCCGGAGGGAUGCCCUUCUAAACGGGGACUGCUUAGCCUCACCGAUGGUCGUUUUUAGUAUGAGGCUGUACUGAGAUUAGAACAGGUUGGUGGAAGGAUGUCAGUAAAACCCCACCUAAACGUUAACUGACUGAACCAUGCCCAGGAUCCCUCUGAUUGGUCAGUUGCAUCCUUUGCAAUGGUCUGGGGGUGUAUUCAGCGAGAUGAAACAUUCUGAAUGUUGCAGAUAAAAAUGUCAUACAGGAGUUAAAAGUUCUGUCAUGGUUAGAGUAAACAAAAUAUAUCAAAUCUUGUUGGGGGGGGGUUAUUAUUUUGGGUAAAGAAGACACUAGGCAACACAUCUAAAACUAAAAACUAUGUAGAAAAUAUACCCCCUUUUUUUAUUUAUAUAUAUAUAUAUAUAUAUAUAUAUAAUUUAUAAUUUACCUGUUUCUGGCCCUCAAAAUUGAUUUUGACAAACAAAUCGGUCAUAAUACAAAUUAAAAAUACAUCUGAGCCAAAAGGUUUUGCCGCCAAAUCUAGGAUCGACAAAAAUUGCAUUUUUUUUUUUGUGUGUGUAUGUGAUUUAACCUGUCAUUAAUAAAGCUAUGUAUUCCCUAUUCAACAUGGAGGAAUAAGCAUAUCUGUUCACCACCAGAAUAUUUGAGCAGUUGGAAAUCCCACUCAUCGCUCACAGAGCGGGGUCACCACUCUGGCGAUCAUUAUCUUUACUCCCGUUCCACCCCCCAAAAAAUUGCCGCUCCAAAUUCGCUGCAUUUGUUUUAGUUUAAAACUAUAUUUUAAGUUAUACCCCAUCUACUUUUGACUAUGUACCAUUUUUUUUUGAAGUAGGCUUCAAGAAGCUUCAACAUGUCAAAGGCUACUGAACAAGGACCGACCUGAUGACAUGCGACCACCGUGUUAAAAAAAUGUGUUUCUCUCAUCUCUUGAUGGUCAGCUAGGCUACUUCAGUUGUAACUGUGGCUCUGUAGUGCUCACAUUUUACAGUUGAUGGACAACUUUAACACUUAAAUGGAUAUCUAAACGUCUCUGUUGCGGCUACGUGAGCUCAUUCGUUGUCUUGCCAUCAAUUACACAGGCUGUGAACUAUUUCUUAGUCGACUCAUAUCAACAUCUCCGAGGAUUAGUAGUGGAGGGAGGCUAAAUAAAUAUACAAGAAUAGGCCUAAUUUAAAAUAACAGUGGUGAAGGACAUUUUUUAAAUGUUGCCCAGAGCUCAUGGCUGAGCGGUACCGGAGCAAAAUUGGGGAGAGAGAGAGAAGGCCCCGGCCAUUUAAAAAUUGACAAAGUACAUUUCUGUCUAGAUGUUCUGUACCUCCACCCAGCCUGAACACGCCCCAGAGAGACUGACUACGGUGCUCUUUUCCAGGGAUUGGAUGGGAGCACUGCCCUUGAUCUUCAUGCCUUAAGGCCCCCUUGAGUAUAAGGCAUGAUGAGUGGGUCUUCAGUGGGAGGGGGGGGGGACUUAAGUUUUUGUAUACUUCACAACCCAGCCAGUGUUUUAACUAUGGAUUAUUUCAAUGACCGAAAAAAACAAAAAACAAAUGUAGAAUCCGUCUGGCUUUGUAAAGAACAUUCAGACGUGUAGCUUGGGGUUGUUUCCAGGUUUGGACAAGAGGAUUGUACAUGAGAUGUCAAAGCCAAGGUUGCUGUAUAGAUUUUGAGUAGAUGACAAAAUGACUGAAAUAUUCCAGUAGUAACAUGAAAUGUAGAAGAACAACUUAUGUUCAGGAAAUAAAGAAAUGACGCUUGCAACCCCCCCCCAUUAAUCUUUACUUCUGUGAAGUGGAGUCAAACUGAUUGAAAUAUGUGACGAUCACACGUCUAUUCAUGUCUAUCCAAUUUGUAUUCUUACCGAAAAAAAACUGACCAGGGCGAUGGGUGAGUGAUUUUAAAAUACAUGCAACUGAAACCAAGGUUAGAACAGGAAAAUGAAAAAGUAAACGCACUGAAUAAAGACGACACUGCAGAAAGAUACCACAUAUACACACACUGCAUACUGUACACACUGGGGGGAGGGGGGAAAUAAACAGUUAUGCAUCACUGAGACCUGCCAACCUGCACGCAUUUUGCGUACCAUGCACACAAUCUGAGGUAGAAGUACGCUGGUUUGAAAAAUAACCCUAACAUAUGCUUCUAGUUGGUUGGCACAAUUUGGUUUUUGACUGGAGCUGAGCCGCCCCCCCCCCCCCCCCCCCCCCCGUAGUCAUAGCACAGACAGAAGGGGAUACCCAGACACGUCACAGGCUAUACAGCUGAAGCAUCUGUUUUAGAACGUUUUCUCACCACCAGAGAUGGUAGUGAGCUGAAGUCCAGUUGCGUUAGUGGGAGAAGAAGGAACUAGGUCAAACUGGGCCGACAUUCGGCAAAUUCUCAUCGAUAAAACAUCUGAUCUCAAAAAAAGUUAUAUUCCCAAAAACUAGAAUCUGUUACGAACACGAUGCAUUAAGUUUCGUAGACUUCAUGCUUUGCCAAAGUUAUUAUAUAUAUAUUUUUAAUGUUAGCAAAUGAAAUACAGAAAUAUCUCAUUUACGUCAGUAUUCACACCCCUGAGUCAAUAAAUGCUAGAAUCCUACAGCUAAGAGUCCUUCUGGAUAAGUCGGCACUUCCCACAAUACUUACCCAUUUUUAUUAUAAAAAAAAAUAUUCAAGCUCUAUCAAGUUGGUUGUGCUUAUCUCUAUUCCAUUAAUUUUUAUCAUAAACUCCCUAGUCCUUGCCGAUGACAAGCAUACCCGUAACAUGAUGCAGCCACCAUUAUGCUUGAAAAUAUGAAGAGUUGUACUUAGUGAUGUGUUGGAUUUGCCCCAAACAUUGCGCUUUGUAUUCAAGACACAAAAUUCAUUUCUUUGCCACAUUUUUUUUGUUGUCCAGUUUUACUUCAGUGUCUUAUUGCAAACAGGAUGCAUGUUUUGUGAUAUUUGUAUUCGGUACAGGCUUCCUUUUCUCUCUGUCAAUUAGUUUCACACCUGUUAAACUAUGUCACCAUUGGCCUCAUGGUGAAAUUGCUUGGAUUGGUUUCCUUCCUCUCCUGCAACGGAGUUAGGAAGGACGUCUGUGUCUUUGUAGUGACUGGGUGUAAUUAUACACCAUCCAAUGUGGGUUGUGUGUGUAGGCCAGUGACUUAAUACAUUUUAAAUUCAGGCUGUAACAAAAUGUGGAAACAUUCAAGGAGUGUCAAUACUUUUUUUAAGGCACUGUAAGUCCUCUAUGUAACCUGAUGGAUGAGGUCAGGGAUGGACAUGUGAAACAAAUUCAUAUAAGCCUAGUUCAGUUGUUUCGUAUUUCAAAUAGCCUGUAGUAAACUAAACUACUACCUUGCAUUCAGUAAUUUAAUUAUUCCGCAUUUUCUCCCCAAACAAAAUUUUAAGCCAGUUUAUAUUUUCACAAGACUAUCCACAUGAAGACCACCUAAUUAAUUAGAAUAUUCAGACUCCUAAAUGUUUACCUAUUAAUUAAUUAGAAUAUUCAGACUCUUAAAUGUUUACCUAGAAAAAUGUAAGCGUCGUUGAGACCACCUCCAUUUAAUGUAGGAUCAAACCGUGUUUGGUACAUUGUUUGAUAUAAUUUAAGACUCUUAAGUUUCAGGAAGUGGCCAUUAGUAGUCAACUUCUUGAGGGGGAAGUUGAUUGCCCCCCUCCCGGACCCCCUCUCCACCCAACCUUAGGCCUACAGCAGCACCACAUUGUCAGAAAAUCCUAGGGAGAGCAUGAUUGUACAUUUCAAACAUAUUUCUAGUUAGCUACUGAAGAGCAGCUAAUUACCAAGUACUCAAAAAAAGUCUGUUGCAUACCAUUCCUACUGAGGCAGUCUUCUGCAAAACAAUCACGGGGGUGUCGCAUGUGCGCUGUUGUGGGGUCUACAAGGCUGCCGGGGGUGCUAGCGCUGCGCUGGAGUGGUACUCCUACAAAUGAAGGUUGGCAGGUCUGCAUCACAUCAUACGUACCUCAGUGCUGCUUGUAAUCAUCAAAUGCAAAAAAAAUAUUCAGAGCUAUAAAAAUAAUACGCAUAUUGGUGAACACUUCUCCAGCAAUGUUCAUGAACGCCAAAAGCUAUCCAUAUUUAUGCCACCACAGUGCAAGGCUACAGUCGUGUCUGUCGUUGUUCUGUUUUUGUUGUUGGUGUGUGCCGUUGGACAUACUGAAUAUUAUCAAUGAUCAGCCAAGACAGCCUUGUUAUUUGUCGCUCAAACUCUCACUGUAGGGUUAUCUAAAUGUGUACAUUUUGUAUUUUGCUCUAUUGUUAAAAAAAAAAAGUUUGAUGCAGUGUGAACAUGGCAAUUUAUAUACUGAUCAAAAAUACAAAUGCAACAUGUAAAGUGUUGGUCCCAUGAUUCAUGAGCUGAAAUAAAAGAUCCCAGAAAUGUUC
Molecule: messenger RNA, 6930 nt
Organism: Oncorhynchus mykiss (rainbow trout)
Lineage: Eukaryota; Metazoa; Chordata; Actinopteri; Salmoniformes; Salmonidae
Product: AFG3 like matrix AAA peptidase subunit 2
Biological process (GO): mitochondrial protein processing
Cellular component (GO): m-AAA complex; membrane
Molecular function (GO): ATP-dependent peptidase activity; metalloendopeptidase activity; zinc ion binding
Source: RefSeq, a predicted model, not a curated record